AUGGAUCCUGCCUCGUCUGGAUUCAAUGACAAAGAUCACCCAAAAACCAACCUUUCUUUCAACAACCUACGGAAAUUGGAAAUCAAAAGAACAAAACUGCUACACCACGAAAAAAACUUGGCACAAUAUGAUAUCCAGGGGAUCAUCCCGAAGGGACUAUUGAUUAAAGAAAAAUCGUGCGCAAUACCAAUUUCAAGAAAACAAAAAUGGAAAAACAUCCAUAUUGAAUUCUCAAAGCAACUCACCAAACAGUCACUUCGAGAAGCAAGGAUAGCAAUUAAAGACAUCUCAACUCAAAUCCAAGCAUACCGGAAAAAGAUCAGGCCAAAUUACAGCACUUCAAAAUGGAGCCAUUUGACACAACAACUGGGACUUACGAUUUCCAAACUAGAAAAGAAACUUACAAAGACGAGAACAAAAAAGAUGAAAUCUAAGACGAAACAAAUCCAAAUUAAGGAAAACGGUGAACAGCAACACAGAAAAAAUCGACGCUUUACCAGAGGCAAAAAACGAAAGAUAAAGAACAUAGAACAGGCGCAUUCAACUGUCUACAACCACUCGAAUAUUAAAUUAAGUGAAGCCCAUACCAAACUCUUACAGAAAGGACUAGGAUUCAGUGUAACCCCUCUAAACGCAGACAAAUUCCAAUUGGCGUCGGACAUAGACACAACAAUCAGAAACUACAGACUUAGAGAAUAUUUCCAGGAUUUCGACAUUAGCCAAAAUGAAAACCAUUACAAUGAUACUAAAUUACCUUCCUCAUUACAAGAACGCCGCAAAUGGACCCCGGAGCAUGGACGUAGGGUAGACUUGGACGACUAUGCCAAAAUAGUGAAAAAAGAAAUUAUUAAAAACACACCAAAGAAACGAGCACAUCCAAAUCUGCCCAAGGAUGAACAAAUUGCUUUAAAAGAACUAAAAAACAGAGCAGCCCGCGAUAUAGUCAUUGUCCCGGCAGACAAGGGGGGAGGAACUUGCAUACUAUUCAGAGAAGACUAUAUUAAAGAAGGACUCCGCCAAUUGAACGACAGCAAUAUCUACCAAACUCUUGACAAGGAUGUAACGAACAAAAUUGCCAAAUCAGUUACCAAAAUAUGCAAGGACAUGUGGGAUGCCAAAAUUAUAGAUGAAAACUUAUACCGAGCAAUACUACCAAAAGACCCGAAACCAGGAAGAUUAGGACUACAACCCAAAGUCCACAAACAAAACCAUCCAUCAAGGCCUAUAAUAUCCGGUAAUGGUUCCGCCACAGAAAAGCUCUCCGGAUUUGUGGACUACAAACUAACUCCCCUCAUGGCUACCAAAUUUAUACCAUCCUAUAUAAAAGACACCACGGAUUUCCUAAACAAAAUUCAAACUAUUGGACACAUCCCAACAGGAUCCCUCCUAGUGACAAUGGACGUCGUAUCACUGUAUACCAACAUACCCCACGCAGAAGGAAUUUCGGCCCUACAAAAGAUGUUACAAAUUAAUAAGACAGACCCAAGUUGUGAUUCACUGGACCAUUAA
Messenger RNA from Styela clava, 1509 nucleotides. Lineage: Eukaryota; Metazoa; Chordata; Ascidiacea; Stolidobranchia; Styelidae. The record is from RefSeq and is a predicted model, not a curated record.